UCGAGGGUGAAUAGGCUCUAAAAACAGAACAGGAAGGGGAAAAUAACCCAGAAAAUGAUGUAUAUACUGCAGCGGCGUCCGUGGUUGAGCGUGGGUUUGUACACUCCAUGAAGGUUUGGACACAACACAUCCUCAGGUAUGUCUGUCCCGCCGCCGCGGUGUACCUGGUGGCCACGCAGGUGUGCAGCAGCUUCCUUAAACCCGGUGAAUCCGAGCGCCAGCCGAUGCGGGGAGUCACGGGGCCUGACACUCCGUCCUGCCGCGCCCUCUUCACCGUCACGGACGUUGCCCGCCGCCAAGCAACUAACGUCAGUCUCUUCAUACACGACCUUCAAGGGUAUUCGCCUCCUCACAAGCUCAAUGGAGACUGGAGGGCGCGGGCACCCCCCGGUCCCGGCCCCAGCUCCGGCACCUCCGCCGCGACUGCUGGGGUGGUGCGGCAGCUGCUCCUGAAAAGAGACUCGCCGUCAGGAGCCUCCACGGCAGACUACUCCCCGCUGGCCGCCCUCCUUCCCUCCGUGCUGGCCCGCCAGGCAGGGGGUGAGGGCAGCGCCCCGACGGUCACCACCGCCAAAACUAAAACCACCACCAGGAUUGACGCCGCCGGUGGGCUGCUGCCCUACGUGCCAUGUCAAAUAGCGACCUAUGCUGACCCUGCCUCCGCCACCGCCUGCUUCAGGGAGAGGCUGAGAAAGGAUGACUCCUUAUGGAUCUUCUUCAUGGGGGACUCCAAGAUUAGGUAUCUCUUUUAUGAGUUUCUCGCCAGAACAGACGAUGAGCUCCACUACUUGGUCAAACUUCCCGUAAGUCUCAGACUCCACCGGUUAAAUUUGUUUAUUGUGAAAACAAUUUGUAUUUUCCUGACACAAUGUUCACAAAACAGCAGCAAACCCUUUAGUGUGGUGCGUAGGAAUCUCGUGGUUCUCAAUGACGAUAGAGAAGCUUCCAGUGUGGAGCUGCCUGGACUUCUUGUGUCAUUUGAGUUCCGGACGUUCGAAAAUCAAGCCGUGGCAGAUUUGAGGAGCAGCGCGGAGGUACAGCAGCUGGCGCGGUGGGCGGCGGGGCUGGAGGCGCCGCCACACCUGCUGGUGCUGGGCUACUCGUCGUGGAUGCUUCGGAGGAUGACUUUCGCGAAGGGUCCGCUCCUGCAUGAUGCGCUCGGCUAUCUGACGGACAUGCACAAGGUCGGUCAGCGAACUCGAGUAGUCGUAACGUCCCAGGGCAGGUACAAGAAUCACGCAGCUGUUGGAGAGAGAGCGAUGAGACAAGCAUUUCUUGCCGACCCAAACUUUGGCUGGAGCGAGGCCGCGUUCCUGCACUAUCUGCGGCGGCACCCACAACAGCCGACACAAUCCUCACCGCCUCGUGCAUCCUCUGCGAGGGUCAUGAAGGAACGAGGGAGCCGCCACGGCGCAGGGACCCGAGACCACCUGGUGCCCGGGCCGGACGACGGCGGAGUGUGGUGGUGGGACACGAUUCUGCCACUGAGCCUGGCGGAGAACAGCGAGUGUGAGGAGCUGUUCCACAGUGGCCUGGCACAUCACUCUUUGUACACCAGCGCUUUCCUCAGGUGUUACGACGACAACCACGUGGGCAACGUCACUCUGGGGGACCAGGUCAUGAUGCUGCUGAACCUGGCGUGCAACUCCGUGCUGGGGGGGCGCGAGGGGCUGUGCUGUGGCUAACGCGAUGGAUGUAACAGUGAGGCCUGGAGGGACUAUGCUGUGGCUAACGUGAUGGAUGUAACAGUAAGGUCUGGAGGGACUAUGCUGUGGCUAACGCGAAAGAUGCAAGCAGAGAGGCCCCGAGGGGCUGUGCUGUGACUAAGAGAUAGAUAGAAAUAUAGAUGGAAUAAAGACACUCAGGUAGACCAAACGGUUUCAUGCACCUUUGUCGCGCCUGUGUUCCUAUCCUGGCUAUCCUUACCGAGCUCCCUUCCACUAGCCACCACAAAUAGGGGCUUCAUAGUGUAGUGGUUAACACACUCGGCUCACAACCGGGAGAGCCCGGGCUCGAUUCCCGGGCGGAGUGGAAACAUUUGGGCGGCUUUUCCGAUACCCUAACGCCCCUGUCCACCCAACAGUGAAUGGGUACCAGGUAUUAGUCGGGGGUUGUGUCCCGUCUCCUGGGAUCUGUUCCCUUCUCCUAUAAUUCCUUCCCCUCCUGUCUCUCUCCAGCUCCUGACCACAGAUGUUGCGCCGACUAAACGAAACUUCAAACUUUUUCCACUACCCACCACAUCCUACUGUCUCGACUUACCCCAGGAUCCCCCCCCCCCCCCCUGCUAAGUGCACGGCCAAUAACUACACCCCAAUGGACCUUCAUGGUAGUCCCCGCUAAGUGGCGUGUCUCUCUGUCCAGUAACUUCCUUCUCUGCCCUUAGAUUCACUUCGCUAAUGUUCCCUGUAUUAUUUUUACAGCAAGCGAGGCAGCUCAAUGGCAAAAAACAAACAAACAAGCAAAUAAAAAGGUCCGCUAGUUAUAUUUCACCUAGUGGUAUAUAUAAACACAAGACAAGAAAAAAAAUAGGCAAAUAGCACAACUUGAUGAAUAAAGUCGCACUUAUUUCAGAGAUAUUUGCAAGCCUAUUUUGGUUAUGUUCUUUCCUGUGGUUUUCCGGGAGGUUUGAAGUUGAGUAGAAGACAUAUAUGACAACAGAAGAGCAGUUGGUAUUUUCACACUUGUUUCAAUCUCUGCUCCCUUUCCUGUGGUUUUCUGAGAGGUUUUGAAUGUUCGAUGAGGACAUGG
Eriocheir sinensis (Chinese mitten crab) is the source of this 2748-nucleotide messenger RNA. RefSeq lists its product as uncharacterized. The transcript is spliced from 5 exons. Lineage: Eukaryota; Metazoa; Arthropoda; Malacostraca; Decapoda; Varunidae. The record is from RefSeq and is a predicted model, not a curated record. Bases 108 to 1685 code for a protein of 525 amino acids.